UCCAUAAAAAACACAUCCUUCGCUCACUAUAAAUAACCCUCUGCACUUCAACUCAUCAUCACAGAUUCACACUCUAUUCCAUUCCAUUCCAUUCCAUUCCUUCACAGUAUCAUCAGAUCUCGAUUUGGUUGAAGAAAGAAUGGCAGGAGGAAGAUCUUCAUACACAGCUCUCAUUUUGGUUCUAUCGCUGGUUCUCUUGAUCACAUUUGCCGAUGUAGCUCAGGGAUACAACAAGCUUCGUCCCCAAGAUUGCAAGCCUAAAUGUACAUACAGGUGUUCUGCAACAUCACACAAGAAGCCAUGCAUGUUCUUCUGUCAAAAGUGUUGUGCUAAAUGCUUGUGUGUUCCAGCUGGUGUUUAUGGCAACAAACAGACGUGUGCUUGUUACAACAACUGGAAGACUCAAGAAGGCAAACCCAAGUGUCCUUGAUUUUUAUGUUUCAAACUUUAGAGGGGCUCCAUUGACAAUUCUUUAAAAUGGAAGGACCUAACUCUUUUUCUCAUUCAAUAAUUUCAAGUUUAUUGCUGUUUUAUUAAAAGGAUAACAAUGGGCAUUUUAGUCAAAAUGUUAUCCGACCAAAAUUGUGUUUGCCUUCUUUUAUCUGUAUCAAUGUUAAAAAAAAUUUAAAGAAAAAAAAAAAAAUCAAACUUACUUGUUUUAGAAA
Molecule: messenger RNA, 665 nt
Organism: Lactuca sativa (garden lettuce)
Lineage: Eukaryota; Viridiplantae; Streptophyta; Magnoliopsida; Asterales; Asteraceae
Product: protein RSI-1
Source: RefSeq, a predicted model, not a curated record